AUGGCUUCAGAUGCUGAUAUGGAGGACUAUGGAUUCGAGUAUUCCGAUGAGGAACAAGAGGAGCAAGACGUUGACAUUGAGAAUCAGUAUUACAAUUCCAAAGGUAUGGUUGAGACUGAGCCUGAAGAGGCACUUUCUGGGUUCGCUGAGGUUGUCAAGAUGGAACCAGACAAGGCUGAAUGGGGUUUCAAAGCGCUUAAGCAGACCGUCAAGAUUUAUUAUCGUCUAAGUAAAUACAAGGAAAUGAUGGAUGCGUACAGAGAGAUGCUUACAUACAUCAAGUCAGCAGUGACACGGAACUACAGCGAAAAGUGUAUAAACAAUAUCAUGGAUUUCGUCUCUGGAAAUGCUAGCCAGAACACUGGCCUGUUGCAAGAGUUCUAUCAGACCACCUUGAAAGCUCUUGAAGAGGCUAAGAAUGAGAGGCUCUGGUUCAAGACGAAUCUAAAACUCUGCAACAUCUGGUUUGACAUUGGUGAAUACAGACGGAUGAGUAAGAUCCUGAAGGAGCUCCAUAAAUCUUGUCAAAAGGAAGAUGGAACUGAUGAUCAGAAGAAAGGAAGUCAGCUGCUUGAGGUUUAUGCGAUUGAAAUUCAGAUUUACACUGAAACAAAGGACAACAAAAAGCUCAAGCAACUAUACCAGAAGGCACUUGCCAUCAAAUCUGCGAUACCUCAUCCAAGGAUCAUGGGUAUAAUCCGAGAGUGUGGUGGAAAGAUGCACAUGGCAGAGCGUCAGUGGGCAGAAGCUGCCACAGACUUCUUUGAGGCUUUCAAAAAUUACGAUGAAGCUGGUAACCACAGACGUAUUCAGUGCCUAAAAUAUCUGGUUCUGGCGAAUAUGCUGAUGGAGUCGGAAGUGAAUCCAUUUGACGGGCAAGAGGCAAAGCCGUACAAGAACGACCCUGAGAUCUUGGCAAUGACGAAUCUGAUAGCAGCCUACCAAAGAAACGAGAUCAUAGAGUUUGAGAGAAUCCUAAAGAGUAACCGGAAGACGAUCAUGGACGAUCCAUUCAUCAGAAACUACAUGGAAGACCUGCUGAAGAAGGUGAGAACACAGGUGCUGCUGAAGCUGAUCAAGCCGUACACAAAGAUUGGGAUUCCGUUCAUAUCAAAGGAGCUGAACGUGCCGGAGAAGGAUGUGACGGAGCUGCUCGUGUCGCUGAUACUGGACAGUCGAAUCGACGGGCACAUUGACGAGAUGAACCGUUACUUGCUGAGAGGUGACAGUGCCAAUGGAAGGAAGCUUCACAAGGCGGUUGAUAAAUGGAACACACAGCUCAAGUCUCUUUCUCUUAGUAUCACAAACCGAGUCUGUUAA
This is a messenger RNA of Microthlaspi erraticum, 1320 nucleotides long. The record is from the annotation of a GenBank genome assembly. NCBI's taxonomy places the organism in Eukaryota, Viridiplantae, Streptophyta, Magnoliopsida, Brassicales, Brassicaceae.